GUCUGAUGCCUACGAAGCAAUUUAUGUGUCGGUAGCUUAGCUGCCUCUGAUAGUUUGGCCAACCACCUUCAACUGGGUCGCUCUGUUUCAUCUAAACUGAACGUAGAUCUUGUCCUACAGCAACAAAUUACCUGGUAUACCAAGUGUCGAGCUUGUUAUGACGGGAAAUCCAGCUUUUGUCGCUGGCGCGGCAGCUCUGGCCGUCGCUGGAGCGGUCGCUGCUGUCGUCGGUGGCAAGCGGGCCAAAGACGGCAAGGCUGACGUGUCGCCCGAUGUGGAGUUCCUGCUGGCGCGCGCGGCCGGCGGCGGCGGCGGCGGCCCCGUGACUCUGGAGCAGCUGGUGGCAGCCAUUGAGACCGUGCCGGCGGCCAGGUCGGUGGCGGCGGCGGCGGCGGCGGCCGGAGGCGGCGGCGGCGGCGCCGGGCCGCGUGGGCCGCCGGGGCGCGGCGGUGGUGGUGGCGGCGGCGCUGAGGACGGCGCGCUGACCAAGCAGCAGCUGGAGGACACCAUGAAGCAGCUGUUGGCGCCGCCGGGAGGCAUGAGCGGCGGAGACCCGGACCAGAGCCCGCUGGAGCGGUUCACACAGGACAUGACGGCCUCUGCCCGCGCCGGCAAGCUGGACCCGGUGAUUGGGCGUGACGACGAGAUCCGCCGCAUGAUGCACAUCCUGUGCCGCCGCACAAAGAACAACCCGGUGCUGGUGGGCGAGACGGGUGUGGGCAAGACGGCGCUGGUGGAGGGUCUGGCGCAGCGCAUUGUGGCGGGCGAUGUGCCGUACAGCCUCAUGGGGUGCCGCGUGGUGGAGCUGGACGUGGGCUCCCUGACUGCGGGCGCCAUGAUGCCUGGCGAGUUCGAGGACCGACUCAAGGCAGUGCUGCAGGAGGUGGCUGCCUCCCGCGGCCGUGUGCUCCUGUUCAUUGACGACAUACACAACCUGGUGCCGGCCAUGGGGCAGCAGGGUGCCACCAUGAUGGACGGCGGCUCGUUGCUGAAGCCCUUCCUGUCGCGCGGUGAGCUGCGCUGCAUCGGCGCCAGCAGCACCGACAAGUUCAAAAAGACCAUUGAGAAGGACCCGGGACUGGAGCGCCGCUUCCAGCAGGUGUUUGUGGACCAGCCCAGUGUGCCCGUCACCAUCUCCAUCCUGCGCGGGCUGCGGCCGCGCUACGAGCAGCAUCACGGCGUGUCGGUGGGCGAGGACGCGCUGGUGGCGGCGGCGCAGCUGUCGGCGCGCUACAUUGCCGGCCGCUUCCUGCCCGACAAGGCCAUCGACCUCAUGGACGAGGCCACCGCGCAGGUCAAGAUGGAGAUGACGCUGCGGCCCACUGCGCUGGACUCUCUGGAGCGGCGGCUGAAGCAGCUGCAGGCGGAGGCGGGCCAGCUGGCCAAGAAGGCGGCGGGCGGGCAGGACAAGACGGCGGCGGCGUGCCUGGAGGAGAUACAGGAGGAGGUCGACACCCUGCAGCAGCAGCGGGACGAGCUGGCGGCGGUGUGGAAGGCGGAGCGGGACGCCUCACUCAAAAUGGAGGAGCUGCAGAUGCGGCAGAACUACAUCGGGGCGCAGAUCGAGCGGCUGGAGGAGGCGCUGGAGAAUGGAGACCUGGAGGAGGAGGAGGACAGGGAGUAUGAGGACGACGAGUACGGCGUGGGGGCGGGCCCCGGCAGUGGCGGCGGCGCGGACGGCGGCGGCGGCCGCGGCGGCGGCAGCUCCGCAUUCCCCUCCGGGCCCGGAGCCAUGCUGGCGCACCUACGUAGCCAGGCUGCGGAGAUUGAGACGGCUUUGGCGGCGGCGCGUGCGGAGGAGGAGGCGGCGGCGGCGGCGGCCGCGGGCCCGGGCAGCGGCGGCGCCGCCGGCGGCAACGGCGGCGCUGGUGCCGGCGGCGGCGGCGGCGGCGGCGGCCGGGGUCUGGGCAGCGGUCCGGGUGGUCGUCUGGUCCGCAACACAGUGGGCGAGUCGGACAUCGCCGCGGUCAUCAGCAGGUGGACGGGCAUCCCGGUCACCAAGCUGGUGGCCAGUGAGCGCGAGCGGCUGCUGGGCCUGCAGUCGGAGCUGCACCGGCGCAUCAUCGGGCAGGGCGAGGCCGUGGACGCCGUGGCGGAGGCGGUGCAGCGCAGCCGGGCUGACGUGGCCGACCUCAGCGGCCCCAUCGCCAGCUUCAUGUUCCUGGGGCCCACGGGUGUGGGCAAGACGGAGCUGGCCAAGGCGCUGGCGGCCUACCUGUUCAACACCGAGGAGGCCAUGGUGCGGCUGGACAUGUCGGAGUACAUGGAGAAACACGCCGUGUCACGACUCAUCGGCGCGCCGCCGGGCUAUGUGGGGUAUGAGGAGGGCGGCAUGCUGACGGACGCGGUGCGGAGGCGGCCCUACAGCGUUGUCCUGUUCGAUGAGAUCGAGAAGGCGCACGUGGACGUGUUUAACGUCCUGCUGCAGAUCCUGGAUGACGGCCGGAUCACGGAUGCACAGGGCCGCACUGUCUCUUUCAAGAACACGGUCAUCAUCAUGACCUCAAACCUGGGCAGUGCCGAGAUCUUCUCUCACGUGGCGGGCGUGGAGGUGGAGGGCGGCGCCAGCGAGGCCGAGAAGAAGGUGCUGGAGAAGGCCAAGAGCGCCAAGGAGUCAAAGGAUGCCAAAGACGCCAAGGACGCUAAGGAUGUUAAGAAUGCCAAGGAGGAGAAGGUGGCUGAGGGAGCGGGCAAGGGCGCGGCGAACGGCGGCGACGCGGCAGGUGCUAUUGGCAACGGGAGUGCUGCUGGGGAAGUGGAGGAGGACAAGGCGGCGGCGGCGGCGGGCGGCGGCGGCAAGCGCGGCGACCGUGCGGCGCUGAAGGAGGCGGUGAUGGAGCACGUGCGCGCGCACUUCCGGCCAGAGUUCAUCAACCGUGUGGACGAGUUCAUCACCUUUGACCCGCUGCAGCCCGACCAGAUCAAGCAGAUCGUGCUGCUGAGGGCGCAGAAGCUGGUGGCGCGUCUGGAGGAGCGGCGCAUGAGGCUGGUGCUCACGGACCCGGCGGUUGAGUACCUGGCGGGCAAGGGCUACGACCCGGCCUACGGCGCCCGGCCCGUCAAGCGCGCCCUGCAGCGGGAGCUGCAGACGCACCUGGCGCAGGCGCUGCUUCGCUCCGAGUUUGUGGAGGGCGACAUCAUCACCGUCACUCUGCGACCCGACGGCGCCGGACUGGCCCUGGCGCGCAGCGGCUCCGUGCCGCCCACACCCAAGGCGGCAGCCAAGAAGGCGGCGGCGGAGGCGGCGGCCGCAAAGGCGGAGGCGGCAAAGGCGGAGGCGGGCGCGAAUGGGCAUGUGGCGAACGGCGGCUCGCAUUGAGGGAUGGUGCAAGGGGGGUGCCACUGGAGCGGCGCGGCUGGCGAGGGGGUGGCGGAUGAGGAGGCGGCAGCGUUUGUGUGUUUUGGGGAUGGGGGCGAGGGGAGGCGGGCAGCUGAAUGACUGGAGCGUGUGCGCUGUGGGACCGAGGUGGCAGUUGAAGGUUUUGGAGCGGGGUGUUGAUGGGGAGGGAGGCGGGUGUGCGGUGGGGUCGGGGCAGUGGGCAAUGAGCCCCGGCCGCGUGGUGGAGCGACCGACGGGCGGGACGACCGACGCGCUGCUGACUGACUGACGGGCCCGACGGGCUGCAGCUAGUCGUACUGUCUGGGUGUGCGAUGGGACAGUGGUAAGGCAAGUCCCGUAGUCGUACUGUCUGGGCAGGAGUCGUAGGGUAGGAGUCGUAGAGGACUGGGCGGCCUCGGCCCUGUAACGGCCACAUGUU
Chlamydomonas reinhardtii is the source of this 3758-nucleotide messenger RNA. RefSeq lists its product as uncharacterized. The transcript is spliced from 22 exons. The coding region runs from base 158 to 3319 and encodes 1053 amino acids. Gene Ontology annotation, cellular component: cytoplasm. NCBI's taxonomy places the organism in Eukaryota, Viridiplantae, Chlorophyta, Chlorophyceae, Chlamydomonadales, Chlamydomonadaceae. Gene Ontology annotation, biological process: cellular response to heat. The record is from RefSeq and is a predicted model, not a curated record. Gene Ontology annotation, molecular function: ATP hydrolysis activity; ATP binding.